AUGAAAAGGAAAAAGAAGUAUAUGGAAACAACAAAUGCUGUGGAAAUAUUCGGUAAGGAAGAAGAAAUUACGAAACUAGUUCACGAGGCAAAAGAAUCAAUAGAAAAAAUAAUGAACAAGAAAACUGAGCAUGAAAAUAUGGUUGCAUCUGAAAUGUCGAAAAAAGAGGUCUUAGAUGUAGCAAAAGACGAGAUGAAACAAAAGACAAUUGUUAUCCAUGGUAAGAAUGAUUCGUUACAAAAUUCAACAAAAAAAGAUUAUGCGGAAAAAUCUAUCCCAAAGGAGAAAUGUUAUGCAGAAAUGUUCAAAAGUAAGAGGAAGACAAAGAAACAGAAGAAGAAGCUGAAAAGGGCGCCGAUGAUAAAAAGACUGAAGAUGCUAAGCCAGCCGCUGAUUCCAAAGAAACUGCCGACCUGA
Plasmodium coatneyi is the source of this 417-nucleotide messenger RNA. RefSeq names its product Erythrocyte binding protein. The transcript is spliced from 2 exons. The record is from RefSeq and is a predicted model, not a curated record. Bases 1 to 417 code for a protein of 138 amino acids. Lineage: Eukaryota; Apicomplexa; Aconoidasida; Haemosporida; Plasmodiidae.